AUGGCAUCUAGACUUAAAUUUUACAGAAAUGGUUCAACUAGCUACUGGACAACAAUGACAACAACCUCAACUUCUUCCGAAGAAGAUGAGGUAUCACCAAUCAAACACACUUACGAAAAGUUUCUUGUGAGACGACACUCACGUUCUGAUGAGUCCAUCAAAGAAGAACACAUGGCUUACAAGAGAAAAGGGCA
This is a messenger RNA of Sphenostylis stenocarpa, 194 nucleotides long. The record is from the annotation of a GenBank genome assembly. Lineage: Eukaryota; Viridiplantae; Streptophyta; Magnoliopsida; Fabales; Fabaceae.